UUCAUUUAAAUUUUGAUUAAAGAAAAAAAAAAAUUAAGGUAGCUAUUACUGAAUUCGCAAAAAUAAAAAAAAAAACUAACUUUUUUCGCUCCCCCUUCACGUACUGCGCUGCUCCUCCUUCCUCCUUCACUGCUCCUCCUUCUCCUUCACCUCUCUUCCUUCUCUUGCGCAGCAUCCCACUCCAUUAAUUGUUGCUUUGGUUUGUUCGAAUUUGGGAUCAUUUUUAGGGGAUUUUUAUCAAAGUUUUGAGUACGAGAAAUCAAGGAAUGUGGCCCGGUUUUUUUUGAGGUGGAUGUAACCUUAUGAGAGACACAUGGGAACUUUGAAAGAAAAGGCGACCAACAAAGCACAUCCAGAAGGUAGUAUUGUUGGAGGUAUUAUUGCAGAGGAGGCUAGUAACUUUUGUUCUGUGUUCUUAACUAUGGCUAAAGAAAUUGGAGUUCCAACAUCUCGUCAUGAAGGCAGACUUCAAGGGCAAGGGACGAUCGGUCGUCAGUUUGUGAAGCCUCCAUCAGAUAGAACUUCAAGGGCAAGGGACGAUCGGUCGGCAGACUUCUUGCUGGUUUGCCAUUUCAUGAUGAGGGUAUUUUAAGUUUGGCAUGAUAUUAGCCAGCUUAGAUUCUUUUUUUCCUUAGUUCAAAGUUCCUCUUGCUUUCGUUCCUCUUGAUUUGUGAUAUAUAUAUAUAUUCUGCAAAUACAUCAUACUGUGAAUUUUGCGGAGGUUGUCCAUUAAGUACCCCUGCCCCCUUCCCCCCCUGCCUGACCCAUAUGUUCCUCCCAAAACCCAUUUGCCAGAGGUCAAUUUAACAAAACAUCAGUUUUUGUACAAAGAAUCUUACCUGCUUUUAUUUCUCAUACUUAUUAGUUAUUAACUGUAGAUUAUGCUUUCAUGUUUCUUACGUCAUGAUCAAUUAUGUAGGUCCCAACUAAAUUUCGUCUUGCUUUAGUUGAUGAGUUCAGUGGGAACUCAGUGAUUGUGGCCGAUGGAACGGCGGAACCUUGUCCUAGUGGAGUGAUUCAUAACAAGAAAAUGAACCGUGACAUUUAUAGAGUUAGUGUUCCAUGUUUACAGUGAUUAUUCUCAACUAAAUCUCCUAGAAGAGACUGAUGACGGUAUCACCAAGUUGGGUGAGGCGAAAGGUUAUUUUUUGGGGUGGCCGGCAGAUUUAGUCUUCUUUGCUGAUGAGGUUAUGACUUUGGCAAAAAAGACGGAUAAUGAAUUGGUGCAAACCAAAGAGAAAGUUGAUAGUUGCGGACCUAUCAACUCAGAGCAUUCAACUAUUAAAGGCAAAGGCAUAACUAUUCUGGAAAAUAUUGUUGAGAGUCUUGGUGAACAGUGUUCUAUGUUGUAUUAUUGCGUGACUUCAGGAAGUGGAGAUUAUGAUACUACGACAAUUCCAUUGAAGGCUCUGUUUUAUCAAAAGGAAGACACACAAAUUUAUGUUACUAGUGAUGAUGUCUCUGAAUUACUACGAGGAGCAUGGGCUAAUAUUUCAUUAAUCCAUGUCUACAUAUUGUACUUAAUUGAAGAGCGUAUCUCAUUAUUUCAGAAGACUAGAAUCAAAUUCUUGUGCCCCUAAAAAAUUUCUACAGCAGAAAUCAAGAAAGAUUUCCUUGAAGUCCAAAUGUAUUUGAAAAAUGCUUUUCUUACUGAAUUAAGGAAAAAGGAUGCACAAUGCAAAUUCAUUUUGGCUCCAUAUAUGGAAGCGAAUCAUUGGGUACUCUAUGUGAUUGAUUUGCGUAAGAGUCUUGUGUAUGAGUUUGAUUCUAUUAUUCAAUCACCUCCGAACGCUCGAAACUCAGAGUUGUCCAAAGUAAUGAAGAUACCUUACAAUGUAUAUAGGUCACACCUUAAAGGAAAUGCUUUCAAAACGAGUAAGCCACAAUUACUACACAUAAGAAUGGAGUGUGCUCAACAAUGUGGUGGUACCGAAUGUGCUUAUUAUGUGAUGAGAUAUAUGUAUGAGAUAGUAUCUUUCCAUAGCGAUUGCAAGGGUAAUUUGAAAGAGGAGUAUUUGGUAAGACUUGCAGCCUACAACGAUGUAGAAUUGGAUAAGAUUCGAGAACAAUGGGCUAAGUUUUUUAGGCUUAAUUUUUUGUUGAAAGACUAGUUAUCUUAUUAAUCGAUGUUAUGAUUUAUCACAUUUAGCUUAAUAAAAUGAUAUAACACAUUUUUAUAUAUCUACUUUAAUUUUAUUUA
Molecule: messenger RNA, 2200 nt
Organism: Chenopodium quinoa (quinoa)
Lineage: Eukaryota; Viridiplantae; Streptophyta; Magnoliopsida; Caryophyllales; Amaranthaceae
Exons: 8
Coding region: 1626-2111 (161 amino acids)
Biological process (GO): proteolysis
Molecular function (GO): cysteine-type peptidase activity
Source: RefSeq, a predicted model, not a curated record